GCUUUCAGAUUAAGGUGGACAAAGACACUGAACGUUGACACAUCGAGCAGCGGCCAUCAUGACUACUUGUUCAUCUCUCUCUUUGUUCUGGUGGGCAUAUGGUGCUUCUUCAUGAUUGAACGUCUCAUCAAAAUCAUAUUGGCUCACCAAGCUGCAAAGGAGGACAGUAACAAAAUCCCUGCAUCUCAGUCUGAACAAAGAAUGCUUUGUGCAAAUGGUUGUGAGUUGCAGUCAUCGGAUAGAGCAGAUCUUGGUGAUGAACUUAGCAGCAGACAGCCCUCGCUUAGCAAAAGUGAGAGCUUUGAGGGCUCCAAGUUAGUGCCUCCUGUCAGUAGCUGUGCUCCCAAAAAUGUGGAGCUGAUUUAUGCUUCACAGGAACAAGCUAUUAAGGCAUCAUUUGGACACAGUGAGAGACCAAAGGUGUUACACUGCCACAAUAACACCAUAGAGUUCCGACAGGGUAAAGACUCUGUCAUCAAGACUGUUGCAUGGAUGAUCAUCUUUGGAGAUGGUUUCCAUAACUUCAUUGAUGGAGUUUCCAUUGGAGCUGCAUUUUCAGAGUCAUUAUUAACAGGCAUUUCCAUAAGCCUGGCAGUUAUGUGUGAGGAGCUACCUCAUGAAUUAGGUGAUUUUGCUGUUCUGCUGAAUGCCGGCAUGACAAUGAAACAAGCUGUAGCUUACAAUUUCUUGUCUGCAACCACCUGUUAUCUUGGAUUAAUAUUUGGAAUACUUCUGGGAGAGUUCACACAGGACAAUACAGCAAUAUUUGCCCUGGCAGCUGGCAUGUUUCUCUACAUAGCUUUGGUUGAUAUGGUACCAGAGAUGAAUGAAGUAGCGAGUAAAGCAGCAGUGGGAGGCUGGAAGUCUGCUCUUGGUGUUCUCCUCCUCCAAAAUAUUGGCUUUUUUGUUGGUAUAGCAUUGCUUUUCCUUUUAGCAUAUUACCAAGAUAAUAUAGUUUUUGUCUGAGAUAUCUAGGAUAUGUACUCUCAACCGAGAAUGAUUUGUACAGUAUUGAUGUAGGGGGUGAUUGUUCCAAUCUUAUUGAAUGAGUGGGAGAUUGAGUUAUGGUGUUAGAGAUGAACUAUAUGGGUAGCAUCUGUUGUAACAAGAUUAGAGUGUAAAGAAUGAAAAGGUGUGAAUGAAAAGGUAGUAUGGUAUGUAUGCUACCAAUGUACAAGACAGGCAGCGAAUGUAAGUGAGUAAAUGUAGUUUGGAGUGAGUGAGUGGGUGGGUGUUUGUCAUAAUUCAUCUGUUGUAUUUUUAUACUUGGCCUGUUAAGCAGUAGAAAUACCACUGACUGUCUUGUUAGCCUGUGGUGGUGUUGGUUUUUCAGGCUUCCAUGCAAUGUGGAAGGUAUAAUGAAAGGUUGGGUAGCAGUUUUUUACAGUAUAUCUUACAUGACUUUUCCUUCUCUUUCUCGUAGUUGGCCUCCCACCCUGCAAAAGUGAGAAAUGGGGCAGUGAUGAUGUAGAUAUAUGUUAGUUAUUCUUUAAUUUUUUUUUCCAACAAACCAGCCAUAUCCCACCGAGGCAGGGUGACCCAAAAGAAAAACAAUCGUCUCUUUAAAUUUAGUAAUGUAUACAGGAGGAGUUCUAUCCUCUUGCUCCUCACAUUUUAGUUGCCUCUGACACUCAUGGCUUAUGGAGGAAGAAUUCUGUUCCACUUUCCCGUGGAGAGUGUUAUUCUUGUACAGUAAAAAUACAAGCCAGUCUAUUUCAGUUAUGACAGUGUUGAUUUGAUUGAAAAAUGUUUUAUAAUUUACAUGAAAAAAUUUAAAUCCCCAAUUUUUUGUUUUAAGGUGUACAGAGGAAUAUUUUUUAUUACACAUAAUUUCAAAUAUUUAUUUAUGAAUUUAGUAGUUGCCUUUCAUGUUGAUUGGUUCUAACUUAAUUGAAAAUUCUGUUGAAAAUACAGUAUAACUGAAGGUUGCCUUAUGUUGUUGCUGUUAUGAACAUGGGAAUAAUUUGAGGCUCACAAUAGACACUGAUGUUUCAAAGGAAACAAGUGUGUUGUGUGGGGCAACUCGUACUUUAUAAACAAGUCGCUAAACAAUUGUAAGAUAUUUUUUAAUUUUUUUAACUUGCAUUGUACAGGGCAUUUAAUUCUCAUCUCUGGGAUACUGAAGGUUUCAGGAUCCAUUCUUUGUAAAUGGCUACUUAAUGUUUUAAAAAAUUAAAGUAAUAUGCAGGUAGUUUUUUAUUAAUAUAAAAAUUUAAAAAGUGUACGAGUAAUGCAGUUAUGUGGUAUGGUUAAAGCGCAUUGCAGACAUACUGCAUAUUUUAAUGUUUACAUGUACUGUAAUACAGGUCAGCCAUCACUAAUCCGGCAUCAUUGGGACCUGUAGUGUACCGGAUUAGUGAGUUUGCCGGAUUAAUGGUUAGGUUAGAAUACACUUAAUUAACCUAUCAAUAGAGAGAGACUUUCUGCUACAUCUUCCUCAUUUUCUCCUCCACUGGCUUGCUGCUGUGGAUUUACAACCAUCUACACAAUAUUUAAGUCAGUAUAAUGAUGAAAUUUGAAAUUAUGCUAGCUGAAAUUAGUGCCAGAUUACUGAUGGAACCGGUUAACUGAUUACCAGAUUACUGAUGGCCGACCUAUAUAAGUUAUGUACACUAAACGUGCAGUUUAUCUUUUGUCCAUCGGAUGUUUCCAGUGUUUUUUUUUUUUUGUUGUUGUUUCAUUAAUUAUUUUUAUGUAUUGUAAGAAUCUCGACCAAGUAAUUUUUUAUACAAGAUAUUGUACGUAUUUGGUUUUACUCUGUAAAUGUUCCUCUUCAAGGGGGCUCCUUGGCGUGGUGAAGAGGCUCUUGGUCUGAGGAGUUAGACCUGUCGGUCUCCUUCCUCAGACCGAACCUAAUUACCCCCUAAUCCCCCCUUCCCUAUCCCAUCUUCCCCAUCCUCCCCUUUUCCCUUUCCUCCUCUUCCUCCCCACCCCUCCCUUUUGCCCUUCCUCUUUUUGGCCUUUGGGAUUUUUCCCACAGGCACGCUAGUUCCUAGGUAGGGGAAAGGGUACCGGGGUCCAUCCCAUUCCGUUGAGGUUCUUGGCGGUGGCGUAGUUUGCCGUGGAAUCUGGAUCGCCUGGGGAUGUCCUGAUCCCUCUCCGGUAUCCCGGAGGGUGGCUUUGGGUGUCUCUCGGGCGACGGGUGUAUCUCUGGAAGCCACCUUUCGGAUUCCGGGGGUGGUGGCCGAAGGAGGUAUGCUUUGUGACGGAUAUCCGGCCGCGCUCUCUUUUGUCCACCGAGGUAGCUCGGCAGAUGUGAGGUUCCUAUCCCGGAUUGCCGGUUUACUGGCAUGAUGGGUAGGGUAUGGCACGGGUUCCAUGCUGCAUCUACGCUACUUGCGGUGCUGAGGUCCUCUUGGGUGCGGAGGGAGAUUUCUGGCCCUUUCAUUCCUCCUAGGAACUAUCCCUCCCUGGUCCCCCCUUUUUUUUAUUCUUUUUUUAUUUUUAUUUUCUUUUCUUUUUUUUUUUUUUCUUAAAAACAAAAAGAAAGAAGUAAUCUAAC
Molecule: messenger RNA, 3502 nt
Organism: Cherax quadricarinatus
Lineage: Eukaryota; Metazoa; Arthropoda; Malacostraca; Decapoda; Parastacidae
Source: RefSeq, a predicted model, not a curated record